Messenger RNA from Aureococcus anophagefferens, 420 nucleotides. RefSeq lists its product as hypothetical. The transcript has a single exon. Gene Ontology annotation, molecular function: protein binding. The annotation marks the transcript as partial. Lineage: Eukaryota; Pelagophyceae; Pelagomonadales; Pelagomonadaceae. The record is from RefSeq and is a predicted model, not a curated record.
ACGCCGCUCCACAUCGCCGCGUCCGAGGGCCACGUCGACAUCGUCGAAUUCCUCACGUCGCGCGGCGCCCGCGUGAACCGGAGCGACCGCUGGGGCGGGUCGCCCUUGGACGACGCGCUGCGCCACCGGCACCACGACGUCGUCGCGGUGCUGCGGAAGCGCGAGGCGCGCGUGGGCGCGGUCGACUACAAGACGCAGCUCAUCUCCGCGGCGGCCGCGGGCAACGUCCAGGAGGUCGCGGAGUUGCUCGACGACGGCGCCGCGGACGUCGAUUCCACGGACUACGACCGGCGCACGGCGCUGCACGUCGCGGCGUCGGAGGGCCACGUCGUCGUCGUGCGGCUGCUCGUCCACUCCGGCGCGGAUCCGAACGCGCGGGACCGCUGGGGCAACGGCCCGCUCGAGGGCGCGGAGCCGGGC